Molecule: messenger RNA, 1665 nt
Organism: Verticillium nonalfalfae
Lineage: Eukaryota; Fungi; Ascomycota; Sordariomycetes; Glomerellales; Plectosphaerellaceae
Exons: 2
Coding region: 1-1665 (554 amino acids)
Source: RefSeq, a predicted model, not a curated record
AUGCCUUCGCACGUGGCCACCCUUGUCUUGGCCGCCCUGUCGGGUCUGGCCCUGGCAGCUCCUGCGCCUGCAGCAACCUGCGUGCCUACGGCGCACACUGCUCAGGGCGCCUACGUUGGCCUUCACAACGAUGCCGCCAACCAGGACUACUUCCUCGGCAUCCCCUACGCCCAGCCUCCCGUCGGUGCCCUUCGUUUCGCCUCGCCCAAGCCGCUGCAGACGACCUUCAGGGGCGUUCGCAACGCGACCGAGUAUGGAUGGAUGUGCAUUGGGUACGGCUCCGACACGAGCAGCCUGGGCAGCCCGGUCAACGAGGACUGCCUGACCCUCAACGUCGUCCGACCGAAAGGUGUCAAGGCUGGCGACAAGCUCCCCGUCGGUGUUUGGGUGCACGGCGGCAGUUAUGUCCAGGGUGGUUCUCGUGACCCGAGGUACAACCUCACCGAGAUCGUGGACCAAUCUGUCAAGGAGGGCAAGCCCAUCGUGGCCGUCUCCAUCAACUACCGCCUGUCGCUCUGGGGCUUCCUCUUCAGCGAAGAGCUCAAGAAUGCCAAGGCCGGCAACACUGGCCUCAAGGACCAGCGCGUCGCUCUUGAGUGGUUGAACAAGAACAUCGCCGCCUUUGGUGGUAGCCCCGACAAGGUCACCAUUUGGGGCGAGUCUGCUGGUGCUCGUGCCCUGGGUAUGCAGCUCAUCGCCUACGACGGCAAGCACAACGGCAUCUUCCGCAGCGCCAUUCUUCAGAGUGGUAGCCCAACGGCCGUGUUCAAGGGUGCCGCCGACUGGCAGCCGUACUUUGACGCCCUCCUUGCCAAGACCGGGUGCUCCUCCGCCGCCGAUAAGCUUGCCUGCCUCCGUGCUCUUCCCUGGCAGACGCUGAACAGCAUCUUCAGCGGCAGCGAUGCCUUGAGCGUCGCCGCGCCGACCCUGAGUGCCGUUGUCGACGGCGACUUCAUCAGCGCCCAGGCCUCCGUUCUCCUGAAGCAGGGCAAGUUCGCUCGCGUGCCCCUCCUCACCGGCACCAACUUUGACGAGGGCACCGCCUACGCUCGGAACGGCAUCAACAACGAAGACGGCUGGCUCUCGUGGCUGUCGGCUCUCGGCCUCAACUCUACCCAGGCCGCCGGUGUUUCCUCCCUGUACCCCGAUGACCCCGCUGUUGGCAUUCCCGCCUUCUACGAGGGCCGGCCCCCUGCGUCCCCCUUCGGCACCCUCUUCAAGCGCUCGGCCGCCUUGGCCGGCGACUACCAGCAGCACGCCGGCCGCAGGCUCCUGACCGAGACGUACUCGGCCGCCGGCCUGCCCGUCUACUCCUACCACUGGAACGCCAUCGUCAACGGCCUGCCCAACCCCAUCUACGGCGCCACCCACUUCCAGGAGGUCGCCUUUGUGUUCAACAACGUUGCCGGUCGCGGCUACACUGCCAACCCCUUCGCAGGCCGGCCCCAAUCGUACGUCGAGCUCGCUGACCUCAUGAGCAAGAUGUGGGUCUCCUUCAUCCACGGCGGCAACCCCAACGUCGACGCCGUCCAGUGGCCCAAGUACUCAGGCGCCAACCCCACGAACCUCGUGUUCGAUCCCAGCCGCGACAACCUCCGCUACACCGAGGUUGACGACUACAGGGAGGCGGGCAUCGACUACCUUCUCAACAGCGUCUUCGUUUGA